AUGGCGCAACCUGCGAGCGAAGACAUGGCUCUUGAUGACCCCGCCACUGCAAAAGAUAUCAUCGUCGUGCUUCGUAGGACAAAGCAAGAGACUGCUUCCGCAGCCCUUGAAACUGUGCCUGGUUGGCAGGACACCGAGGAGGGGCGUAAGAGAAGGAAAAGUGCCUUCUCCCUAGAUGUCUCAAAAGGAACAGCAGACAACAAGAGAAAGAGAAAUGAGCCUCUCCCUUUCAAAGAUACAAAGCAGGCUGUGGAAGUCCUGCAGGCGGCGAGCUUCUUGGGAUGCGAGACUUCCAUUCAAGCCUGCUGUGACUACUUGAACGCUGCGGUUUGGUCUGGGGAAGAAGCUGACACUAUCAAAGAGGUUGUAAAGGGACUCGGCUCAGAAGUUGUCAAGGCGUUGGCAGACAAGCUGGCAAAGUUUGAGGCGGAUGCGGAAUUUUUGGAGCCGCUCUUCGAGACCCUGUUAUCGGGGAUGCUGGAUGGGAAUGAGACGGCUGAAGACCUUAUCAGCAUCCACGCCAAGUUAGAGUGGCAAGGUCUAUCCCAGGAAUUCGUGAAGGAUGCACUUUCCAAGAAGAUCGUGGAGGUCAAUGGCGAGUUUAGAAGGCUUCUAUAUGGAGGUUUAUCUUACGAUCGCGCGUUCUACUUGGGCAAUCUUUCUCUGGUCUCGCAGCUCCUCCGGUUUUGUCUGAUGCACGGCGUCUGUCACAGCGAAGCCAUAGAAGCGGUUGCGAAGCCCGAGUUUGCUCCCAGAUUCAGCGCGGUUAUGGGAAGACACUGCUCGGAUCAGGCAAGCGCGGAAAUUUUUUUUGGAUUCAUCUCCAAUGUGCUUACCCUGAUACAGUGCACAAGCUUAGAAGAGGAAAAGAAAGUACAGAUAGCACGAGCCUGGAUCUUGGCGGGGGCAUGUCUAGGAAACUUCACGGGCUACACGGAAGACCUGGCGUCUUGUACUAAGAACCUUUUUGAGGUUGCCAAGGAUCUCUUCGUUUCUUUCAGUGAAGCAGAUCAAGACGUCUGCAGGCACGAGUGGGCUGCCUUGAGAGAGACCGACGCCUCAUCCGGCAACCUGGUGCAAAAGUUUGCUUGGACUGAGGCGACAAACUUUGGAGCGAGUGAUCCUAUGGUCCUCAUGAGAAUGCAUCUCAAAGGAGGCUUCGGGAAUAGGAAACUUUCAGAGGCAGUGUCUAAGUUCACUCGAAGCUGCCCGGAGCUGGUUCCGGAGCUCAUCGGAUCCUGGAAUCAACUAGAGGAGCAGCCCAACCUGUGCAGCUCGGGCUAA
Messenger RNA from Klebsormidium nitens, 1284 nucleotides. The record is from the annotation of a GenBank genome assembly. NCBI's taxonomy places the organism in Eukaryota, Viridiplantae, Streptophyta, Klebsormidiophyceae, Klebsormidiales, Klebsormidiaceae.